AAUUAUUCAUUUCAUUUCCCAUUUUUCGAAUAUUACUCUCUCUCUCUCUCUCUCUCUCUCCUCAUGGACCCAUCCUCGAUCUCUUCACCAGCUCCGCCUCCUAACACCGUCCCCUUCGCCGUCGAACCCAACAACCACCCUCUUCCACCACCACCACAACAACUUCCUGCUCCUUCUUCAUUCAACCACCCACCUUAUGCUGAGAUGAUAUACACAGCAAUUGAAGCAUUGAAGGAGAAAGAUGGUUCAAGCAAAAGAGCAAUAUCAAAAUACAUAGAGCAUGUUUACAGAGACCAGCUUCCAAAUUCAGAAUCUCAUCAAAAUUUGUUAACUCAUCACUUGAAGCGUUUGAAAUCUGAAGGUUUACUUCAAAUGAUCAAAAAUUCUUACAUAAUCCCUAGAUCCACUUCAUUACCUCCUCCUCCCACCACCGCUUCACCUUCUUCCAGACCUCGUGGUAGGCCCAGAAAAGUCCAAACCCCUGUAGCCCAGACCCAAGCCCAAGAUAACAAUAACAACUUUGUUGUUAAUAAUAAUCCAUUUCCUGUUGCUGCUGUUACUAGUAAUAAUAACAGCAGCAGCAACCCGGCUGCGGCUCAUAUACAGACACAGGCUCAGCAGAAUGCUUCUGCUGAGCCUGUUUGGGCCGCACUUGGGCUUAAUGAUGAGCCUGUUGCUAUUCAGCCUAGUACUGUUUUUGAAGAAAGUAAAAGAGGACGGGGCCGUCCUAAAAAGGGGACGAGCUUGAGUUCUCCAGGCUCGACCCCAAUUCAAGGUGGUUCGGGUCCGGUUUCACUAUCAACAACACCAUCUCGAGGGAGAGGACGUCCGCCUGGUUCGAAAGCUAAAUCCAAGAGAAGACCAGGACGUCCUCCGAAGAUUCAGCCGGAGACUCUAGUUUCUGGGGCUACUGUUGGUGUUGUUUUGGGUGGUUCGAAGAGAAGACCAGGGCGUCCACCGAAGAAUCAACAGCAGAAUCCAACUGUGAUCCCGUUUGCUGCGCCUGUGCAGGAAGGGACAGUGCAGGCUGGAGUGGAAGGGGUAGCUGUUUUGACUCCGAGAUCUAGAGGAAGGCCAAGAAAGAAUGUGAAUGCUGUUGCUGCUGUGCCUGUUGCUGCGGUUGCUGCUACUGGUAGAGGCAGAGGACGUGGAAGAGGCCGCGGCGGUGUUGCUGGAAGAGGACGUGGUGGUGGUCGUGGAAGAGGACGCCCUAGACUUAAUCUGCUGGCUCAAUCUUUUGGGAAAAGGCCCGUGGGUCGACCUAAGAAGAGAACAACUCCUGCUACUGCUAGUGCUCCGGAAAAUGCUGCUAAAGAAGACGAUCUCAAGAGGAAACUUGAACACUUUCAAGGAAAAGUUAAGGAAUCUCUUGCCGCACUUAGGCCUCAUUUUAACCAUGAAAGUCCGGUCACUGCAAUUGCGGCAAUUCAAGAGUUGGAAAUACUAGUAGCCAUGGAUCUUAGUGAACCACUAAAGGAUGAAACACUUCCACAGCAACAGAACCUGUCGGCACAAGAUCAGCCGCAGCAGCAGCAGCUUCCACAACCACCACCACCGCAACAACAACUUCCACCACCACAAAUUGUGGCACACCCACAGGUAUUUCCACCACAUUAUCCAUUGUUGUCACAAGAGUACCAUUACCAGCAACAGCAGCCGCAGUUGUACCAGCAACCACACCUCUACCAGCCACCACCGCCACAGCAGAACCAGUUUCAUCCUUAGGAAUCAGCAUCAGCUAGGAGGAAUUACAUGGUCCGUUGUCAAUUGGUUGUGAAGCUAGGAAGAUUUAAUUAUGGUCUUCAAUUUGAUUAUGAACAACUUUGUACAAGUGUGUUUUAACAUAAGACACAUGAUGAGGUGACAGAUUUGUAAAGCGAGUAGGCGGUAGCAGAUCUGAAUUUUCUGUGAAAAUGACUGUUCAGUUUUAGUUUGUUGUUGUUGUUGUGUUGCACCGUUUUUAGAUUGACCCCUUAAGUGAUUUUUAGAUUUUUAGAGUACUGAUGAUGAUUCUGUUAUUCAAGAUAUAUUUGUUUGACUAUGACAGCUUAAGUUUAGUCCAUUAUUGUCCAUGCUGUUUGGCCUCUUUUAA
Molecule: messenger RNA, 2092 nt
Organism: Medicago truncatula (barrel medic)
Lineage: Eukaryota; Viridiplantae; Streptophyta; Magnoliopsida; Fabales; Fabaceae
Product: translation initiation factor IF-2
Exons: 4
Coding region: 64-1725 (553 amino acids)
Biological process (GO): nucleosome assembly; chromosome condensation; negative regulation of DNA recombination
Cellular component (GO): nucleus; nucleolus; nucleosome
Molecular function (GO): nucleosomal DNA binding; double-stranded DNA binding
Source: RefSeq, a predicted model, not a curated record